AUGAUUGCAGCCAGGAAAAGACGCUCUCUCACAACAAACUUCCUCCCAGCGAAGCCCAACUUAUUGGAAUAUCAGUUAUUUCUGGAAUCGCACACUGUCGGGUCUCGUGCGGUAGAUGUAGCCCGAAUAUGUUCCAGCAUGGAAAAAAUCUUUGUCGGCGCCCUCGCCAGUGACGAAAAGAUGGUGCUUGAAGGCUGUUCGCCUGCUGUCGAUUUUUGCUACUUCGAAGACUUCCCCACCAAUAGACCGAGUAUGUUAGUGCCAUGUUCCGGCACUAGCAUCGCCGAAGGAGGGUUAAAGUAUAUCAUCGAUGAGGGAGGACGCCUGGCACUCAACUGUAAUCGGGGUGAAAAGUGGUGCCGUGUACUGCACUGGGCAAUUGAAAGCAAAAAUACGCGCCUUAUAUUCAUGGCCAUGGGUCACGAGGGUGUUGGUAUUAAUCAACGAGACUGGUUUAACCGUACGCCUCUCCAUCUCGGAAAUUCCAAAUGUAGUCCUGCUCUCACUAAACUACUCCUGAAUGCUGGUGCUAAUGUCAACGCCAUUGAUGACCAUAACGCUAAACCGCUACACUAUGCUAUUUCUCGCUGGAAAUCAGAGCUCAAGAAGAAGAACAGUCGACAACUAGGUGAUUCGAUGAAGGUUCUCAAUCAAAACCUAGAGGCAGCUCUGACAUCGAAGGAAGAGUAUUUCAUGGAGGAUGUGCCACUCCUACAUUUUGCAGUUGAGUACAAGCAUCUGGGCGUUAUCGACACGCUGUUAGCAACUAGGAAAGGGGAUGUGAACGUGAGGGAUUCUAGAGGACAGACAGCCUUAUUUGUGGCGUUCAGGCACGGACUUCUGGACAUGGUUGACCUCCUGAUCAUGACGUAUGGCGCUGAUGAGGAUGUGAAGGAGGAGACCGGACAAAAAUAUAACUAUGUUGCUGAGAAGGAUUAUCACUACCUGUGCGACCUGGACACUUUGCGGAGGAGGGUGUCACAUAUACCGCACGUGGAUCAGGGAUUAGACCAUCAUGGAAUUAUGUUCGGUAAGUAG
Morchella importuna is the source of this 1038-nucleotide messenger RNA. RefSeq lists its product as uncharacterized. The record is from RefSeq and is a predicted model, not a curated record. Gene Ontology annotation, molecular function: protein binding. The transcript has a single exon. Lineage: Eukaryota; Fungi; Ascomycota; Pezizomycetes; Pezizales; Morchellaceae. The coding region runs from base 1 to 1038 and encodes 345 amino acids.